Hibiscus syriacus is the source of this 900-nucleotide messenger RNA. RefSeq lists its product as uncharacterized. The transcript is spliced from 4 exons. NCBI's taxonomy places the organism in Eukaryota, Viridiplantae, Streptophyta, Magnoliopsida, Malvales, Malvaceae. The record is from RefSeq and is a predicted model, not a curated record. Gene Ontology annotation, molecular function: nucleotide binding. The coding region runs from base 1 to 900 and encodes 299 amino acids.
AUGGCUGAUCUUCCAAUCAGAUUCGGAAUCAUCGGGUGUGCCGAGAUAGCCCGCAAGGUCUCUGGAGCCAUACAAUUUACUCCAGACGCCACUCUCUCCACCGUCGACGGCCGCAACGUCGAAAAAGCCGCCAAUUUCGCCAAGGCCAAUGGGUUUCCACCUGAGGCCAAGAUCUACGGUUCCUACGAGUCCCUUCUAGACGACCAGGACGUCGACGCCGUUUAUUUGCCUUUACCCACUAGCCUCCACCUCAAAUGGGCUGUAUUGACGGCAUAUCCUAACGGAGAAGCCCGUGGCCUUGAACGUUGCCGAACUGUGGAAAGAACUUCCAGCGGUCAGAAGCCUGUUUCUGAUAAACUUGUGGUGGUAAACAGUUGCUUCACAUUUUGUGCUGAUCCUGAUUUUGUCAAGAAUGACAUUCGUGUGAAGCCAGAUCUUGAAGCUCUUGGUGCUCUAGGUGAUGCUGGGUGGUAUGGCAUCAGGUCGAUCUUGUGGAUGGCCAAUUAUGAGCUUCCGAAAGCAGUCACGGCCAUUCGAAAUCCAGUUCUAAACGAAGCAGGUGUACUACUAGAGUGUGGAGCUUCACAGCUCUGGGACAAUGGCAAAACUGCAACCUUCCAUUGCUCUUUCUUAUCAAAUUUGACAAUGAAUCUCACUUCCAUAGGAACAUUAGGAACUUUACAUCUUACGGAUUUCAUUAUUCCUUACCAAGAACACGAAGCCUCGUAUACUACAUCCACGAAACCCGGUUUUAACGAACUUGUUACAGGAUGGGUGCAGCUUCCAAGUGAACACUGUCACUGUGGAUCUACCUCAGUAAGUGUGCAUGGUGAGAGUUUGCUAAGUUUAAACAAUACUUGCAAUGGCUUAGCUGCCCCAAGACGCAUGGAAACAUCAUAA